UCAGUCGGGUGGGUGAGAAUCGCGCAAGUUGGGGCUGGUGUGUGUGUCGAGGGGCGGCCGGUGCGGGCAUCGGACCCCACACCCCGACCCUCCUUCCCCGGAGUAGGACCCCGAGCGAGCCCCGCCCGACCCCCGAGGCUUCGGCCAUGGCUUCUCUGCUCGCGAAGGAUGCGUACUUGCAGAGCCUGGCCAGGAAGAUCUGCUCCCAGCCCAGCCCCGAUUCGCAGAAGCGCAAGUCGGCUGGCAAAGCUCGAGUCUCAGAAGCUGGUGGGCCCCCAAAGAAGAAGAGGAAGAAAGCCCAGAAGAAAUCCCGGGAGCGGGAUGAGAAGGCUGCAGAGCCCAAGGUUCACGCCCCUGCAGAGAAGCCUCAGGCCAGGAAGCCUGCGGCAGCCCUGGAGGAGGAAGAGGCCCCCAGCUCCCCCAGGGCACCUGCCGAUGGCCCAGCCAAAGAGCCUGAGUCUUUAUUCGCCUUGGACGUUCUGCGGCAGCGCCUGCGCGAGAAGAUACAGGAGGCCCGCGGCCAGGGCGGCGCCGAGGAGCUGUCUGCCGCCGCUUUGGAGAAACGACGACGGAGGAAGCAGGAGCGGGACCGGAAGAAGAGGAAGCGCAAGGAGCUGAGAGCGAAGGAGAAGGCGGCCACGGCCCCGGCGGCGGCGGCGGAGGAGGCCAGGAGCAGGAACUCAGUGGCCCUUGUGACUGCCGAAUCAGUCCAGAACCCCCUUGGAAGGGACGAAAAUCGGCCCCUGUAA
This is a messenger RNA of Vicugna pacos (alpaca), 749 nucleotides long. Lineage: Eukaryota; Metazoa; Chordata; Mammalia; Artiodactyla; Camelidae. The record is from RefSeq and is a predicted model, not a curated record.